Molecule: messenger RNA, 990 nt
Organism: Daldinia loculata
Lineage: Eukaryota; Fungi; Ascomycota; Sordariomycetes; Xylariales; Hypoxylaceae
Product: alpha/beta-hydrolase
Exons: 4
Coding region: 1-990 (329 amino acids)
Molecular function (GO): hydrolase activity
Source: RefSeq, a predicted model, not a curated record
AUGGCAGACGCCGAUGUUGCAACUAGAUCUCCGGAGAGCGAUGCUCAAGAGACCGUGAUUCUAGGCGACACUCCUGCACAGACAGGUCCUACCAUGGGUGAACACUGCACUUCCGAUAGACCUACCCCUGCCGGUUUAGCUCCAAAGGGAGAACUAAGGAAACUUGGUGGAGUGGAUGUCUACCUUACAAAGCCGGAAGCAUACCCGACGAAUCCAUCGAAGCUCCUUCUUCUUCUUUCGAGCGGCACGGGAAUAAAGUCGACGAACAAUCAGAUUCAAGCGGACAAGUUUGCCGAUGAAGGUUUUGUCGUCGUGAUGCCCGACCUUUUCGAAGGCAACCCUGCGCCAAAUUCUUCUCCUAUUUCCGAAGCUGAAGCGCAAGAGACCUCAUUCCUUGACAGGCUCAAGCUCAAAGCCGUCGAGAUCGCAAAGUCGUUCGUAAUCGACGAGUGGUUAGCACGCCAUACCGAAGAAAAGGUCAUGCCCAUACUCGAGAAAGUUAUCGACGCAUGUAAAGGCGAGUUUGCGGAUGCGGUCGGUAAUGGAGGCGGCAUAUACGCCGUAGGUUAUUGUUUCGGCGGACGAUAUGUGCUCUUACUAGCUAGCGAGCGUGGUCACGCGCAGACAGGCUGGACUGGCGCACAGAAACCUGCCGACGAAGAAGCGGGCGAAGGGGCAAGCCCACCAAAGAAGGGCCCGUAUAUCAAAGCAGGUGCGCUGGCGCAUGCAACUCUGGUGUCAUCAGAAGAUUUUCAUGGAUUGAAAGUCCCUGUGAGCUUGGUCUGCGUGGAAAGCGAUCCUCUAUUUCCCGACGAAGUCCGUGAAACCGGGGAAAACAUAAUGUCCACGGAGAAUGUGGAGCAUGAAGUCCAGGUCUAUCCCGGUGUUCCGCACGGCUUCGCCGUCAUUGGAGACUACGAUGACGCCCACAUCAAGAACGCACAAAUAACGGCUUUCGAGCAGAUGUUAAGAUGGCUCAAGGAACAUUAG